Messenger RNA from Magnolia sinica, 684 nucleotides. RefSeq names its product 10 kDa chaperonin, mitochondrial-like. The record is from RefSeq and is a predicted model, not a curated record. Gene Ontology annotation, molecular function: ATP binding; protein-folding chaperone binding; protein folding chaperone. Gene Ontology annotation, cellular component: mitochondrial matrix. NCBI's taxonomy places the organism in Eukaryota, Viridiplantae, Streptophyta, Magnoliopsida, Magnoliales, Magnoliaceae. The coding region runs from base 97 to 390 and encodes 97 amino acids. The transcript is spliced from 3 exons.
UUUUCCACAAGCAUCUAGAAGCUACUACGGAAACUCGUAUUUAAAAAACCCAAAGGUGCUUGAUAGAAAUAAGAACAGACAGAAAGGGGGAGAGAUAUGGCGAAGCGUCUGAUACCGAGCUUGAAUAGAGUGCUGGUGGAGAAGAUCGUCCCUCCUUCAAAAACAACAGGCGGUAUUCUCCUCCCUGAGAAAACUCCUCAGUUGAAUUCGGGAAAAGUGGUAGCGGUGGGGCCCGGCGUCCGCGACAAGGAUGGGAAGCCCGUACCAGUAGCCUUCAAAGAAGGGGAUAACGUCCUCUUGCCUGAAUAUGGUGGGACCCAAGUCAAGAUCAACGACAAAGAGUACCAUUUGUUCAGGGAUGAUGACAUUUUGGGAACCCUUCUUGAUUAGAGAGAUAGAGAGGGUGUUCGGAGAUUUUUGGGGGUUUUACUUCUUUGAAGAGAGAUUUCUUGUGAGAUUUCAGAGAAAUGAAUAUUUCUCAAAUUGGAGAAUUUGUGACGGUUCCUAAUUUUAUUGGGAGUUUUCUAAUUAUGGGUUUUAGCAUCUUUAGGUUGCGUUUGGUUGCACCAAAUAUCAUGAGUUUUUGCACCAAUUUAGAAUGUUUAAGUAUGAAAUAUCUUCAUAAUUGGUGCAACCAAAUCCUUACUCCAUUUUAUUUGUAAUAGCUGUAUUCUCUCCUCUCUC